Punica granatum (pomegranate) is the source of this 745-nucleotide messenger RNA. NCBI's taxonomy places the organism in Eukaryota, Viridiplantae, Streptophyta, Magnoliopsida, Myrtales, Lythraceae. The record is from RefSeq and is a predicted model, not a curated record.
UUAAUUCUUCACACCCACCCUUAAAUCUUCCUGCAACUCCGACAAUACUCAAACCGCUUAUUCACUGUACUUUCUUUUCAUCUCCUCCUUCUGAGAGAAACCUAAGCCAAAGAGAGACUGAUCGAUUGAAACCAUCCGAAGAUGAACAAGCUGCUGUUUGCGAUCCUCAUGUGCUCCUUCCUUCUCAGCUCCACUUUCAUGGAGCCUGUCAUGGCCAGCUCAGUGUAUUGUACGAAGAAGUGCAACGAGAGAUGCGGGAAGGCGGGAGUGAAGGACCGGUGCCUGAAAUACUGCAACAUCUGCUGCGCCGAGUGCAAGUGCGUCCCCUCUGGCACCUACGGCAACAAGCACCAGUGCCCUUGCUACCGCGACAAGAAGAACUCCAAGGGCAAGCCCAAAUGCCCUUAAUUAAACCCACAUACAGCUCGCCCACCCGUGCAGAUCAAGCUUCCCGAACCGUGGCAUCCUCGGAUUUACAGAGUCUUAGUAGUUAUGGCUCUAAAAGAAAAAGAAAAAAAAACAUAUAUAUAGAAGAAGAAGAUUAGAGUGAGGAUACUAGAAUGUACUACCGUUAAUAAAUUACUUCAAGGAUUUUUGCUGGUCCUUGAACUGAAUUAUGUGGGCUUUAUGGCUUUGAUGUGUCGUAUAUUAGGAUUAUUAGAGAUGGUGGUGUCAUGUUUGUGCUACAUCGAUCGGUCAUUGAAAAGAAUUUUAAAUAAAUGGAUUAUUCCUGUUUAUCCGUCAA